Messenger RNA from Dipodomys ordii (Ord's kangaroo rat), 1720 nucleotides. It is a transcript of the gene Etnk2, whose product is annotated as ethanolamine kinase 2. NCBI's taxonomy places the organism in Eukaryota, Metazoa, Chordata, Mammalia, Rodentia, Heteromyidae. The coding region runs from base 1 to 936 and encodes 311 amino acids. Gene Ontology annotation, molecular function: ethanolamine kinase activity. Gene Ontology annotation, biological process: phosphatidylethanolamine biosynthetic process. The record is from RefSeq and is a predicted model, not a curated record. The transcript has 8 exons. Gene Ontology annotation, cellular component: cytoplasm.
AUGGCUACAGAUGCCUCAUUUGACCCCAAACAGCGCUUCACAGAUGGUAUCACCAACAAGCUGGUGGCCUGCUAUGUGGAGGAGGACAUGCGGGACUGCGUGCUGGUCCGGGUGUAUGGGGAGCGGACGGAGUUGCUGGUGGACCGCGAGAAUGAGGUCAGGAACUUCCAGCUGCUGCGAGCUCAUGGUUGUGCCCCCAAACUCUACUGCACCUUUCAGAAUGGGCUGUGCUACGAGUACAUGCAGGGCGUGGCCCUUGGGCCCGAGCAUAUCCGAGAACCCCGGCUCUUCAGGUUAAUCGCCUUAGAAAUGGCCAAGAUUCACACCAUCCACGCCAAUGGCAGCCUGCCCAGGCCCACCCUCUGGCACAAGAUGCACAAUUACUUCACGCUGGUCAAGAGCGAGAUCAACCCCAGCCUUUCUACAGAUGUCCCUAAGGUGGAGGUAUUGGAACAGGAGCUGGCCUGGCUGAAGGAGCACCUGUCCCAGCUGGAGUCCCCUGUGGUGUUCUGUCACAAUGACCUGCUCUGCAAGAAUAUUAUCUACGAUAGCACCAAAGGUCAUGUGAGGUUCAUUGACUAUGAAUAUGCCGGCUACAACUACCAAGCCUUUGACAUUGGCAACCAUUUCAAUGAGUUUGCAGGUGUGAAUGAGGUCGAUUAUUGCCAGUACCCCACGCGGGAGACGCAGCUGCAGUGGCUGAGCUUCUAUCUGCAGGCCCAGAAGGGGAUGGCGGUGACAGCCGGGGAGGUGGAGCGGCUCUACGUGCAAGUCAACAAGUUCGCCCUGGCAUCGCACUUCUUCUGGGCUCUCUGGGCACUCAUCCAGAACCAGUACUCUACCAUCAACUUCGAUUUCCUCAGGUACGCUGUGAUCCGAUUCAACCAGUACUUCAAGGUGAAGCCUCAAGUGUCCGCCUUGGAGAUGCCCAAGUGACCGGCAGCCUCGCUCCCUCCCUGCCCACUGCCUGGCCAGACCUAGUCUCCAGGGCUCCCCCCCUUGGACAAGGUGGGGCCAGGUGGGUGUCCUUGGAGAAGGCCCGUGGAUGCCACUGAAGACCUUGCCCUGCUGUUUGGAGGGGCUGACAGGGCCCCCCUGGCCUGGCUGGCUGAGGAGGAAGUGCCUGCCACAGCCGGGGCUUGGACACCGGCCCCGCCCAGAAGCACAGCAUCCCCAGCUCCCCGAGGGAACCUGGGCUGCCUUAGAUGUGUCUUAGGCCCUUCCUGGCAGGGGAGCUGGGAGGGCGCCUUUCUACCUCCAGAGCCCCAGCCUCCAGCCCGUCCCCCUGCAUGCCUCAUAGGAGACUGGCUGAGCCCCUAACCAGCAAGAAGCCAACCCACAGCUGGAUGGAGAGGAGAGAGGGGGGUCUCCGCCCUCACCUGAGGCCCCAGCACAGCCCCCUCCCCAAGCCUCUGCCAGGAGCCUGGCUCUGCUUCACUGUGGCUUGGCCCAAGGAUGGGUGGCCAGAAUCAGGCCCAGAAGCCUCCUGCUUCAUUCCCUGCCCUGCCCAGCCCGCUAGGAUCUGUGUCCCCGUCUCCUCUCUCCAUCAGCCCGCAGGGGGAUGACCAGUGGGAGUGCAGGGCAAGGGGGCAGGGACCCCAGCACACAGGAGCCUGCGCAGGACCAGCUGGGAAGCUGUGUGCCUCCACCUCCCCUUCCGUCCUUAGGGCCCCGCAGGGCCUCCUGGCUCUGGCUCAUAAAGUGAUUCGUUUGUAAAUUA